GCACAUGACCUUGGCCCAGCCCGAGCCCGGCUGGAAACAGCAGCUGUCUCCUGACCCCAGGUACACCACUUGGAGCUCGGCCAGCCUGGAGGAAAGGGUAACGGUAGGAGGUGGGGGAAAGGGUCCCUCCUCAGGCAGCUCUGGGCUGGCUCCAGCCCCAUAAAUACCGCAGGCCCAGAGGGAGGGCCACACAGAGGCAGCCACACACCAUGGGGCCCUGGGAGCCAGUGGUCUUGGGCCUCACCUGCUGCCUGGCUGUGGCGAGCGCGGCAAAGCUGGGCGCCGUGUACACGGAGGGCGGCUUCGUGAAAGGCAUCAGCAAGAAGCUGGGCCCCUUUGGCAACUACGUCGACAUCUUCAAGGGCAUCCCCUAUGCCGCCGCCCCCAAGACCCUGGAGAAUCCUCAGCGACACCCCGGCUGGCGAGGAACCCUGAAGGCCAAGGGGUUCAAGAUGCGAUGCCUGCAGGCCACCAUCACCCAGGACAGCACCUACGGGAAAGAGGACUGCCUCUACCUCAACAUCUGGGUCCCCCAGGGCAGGAAGGAAGUCUCCCAGAACCUGCCCGUCAUGAUCUGGAUCUACGGAGGUGCCUUCCUCAUGGGGUCCAGCCAAGGGGCCAACUUCUUCAGCAACUACCUGUACGACGGGGAGGAGAUCGCCACUCGGGGCAACGUCAUCGUGGUCAGUUUCAACUACCGCGUCGGCCCCCUGGGCUUCCUCAGCACCGGGGACUCCAACCUGCCAGGUAACUAUGGCCUUUGGGACCAGCACAUGGCCAUCGCUUGGGUGAAGAGGAACAUCGCAGCCUUUGGGGGAGACCCUGACAACAUCACCAUCUUCGGGGAAUCAGCCGGAGGUGCCAGCGUCUCUCUGCAGACCCUCUCUCCCCACAACAAGGGCCUCAUCAAGAGAGCCAUCAGCCAGAGCGGGGUGGCGCUGUGCCCCUGGGUCAUCCAGAAGAACCCCCUCUUCUGGGCCCAAAGGAUCGCAGAGAAGGUGGGCUGCCCCUUGAACGACACAGGCAGGAUGGCCGGGUGUCUGAAGCUCACCGACCCCCGUGCCCUGACAUUGGCCUAUCAGAUGCCCCUGAAACCAGGCACGGAGUACCCCUUGCUGUACUAUCUGGGCCUCCUCCCUGUCGUCGACGGAGAUUUCCUCCCCAGUGACCCCAUCGACCUGUACGCCAAUGCCGCGGACAUCGACUACAUAGCAGGCACCAACGACAUGGACGGCCACCUCUUUGCCAGCGUCGAUAUGCCAGCCAUCAAUAAGGACAAAGAGGCCAUCACAGAGGCGGACUUCUACAAGAUGGUCAGCGGGUUCACCAUCGCCAAGGGCCCCAGAGGUGCCAACGCCACCUUUGACUUCUACACCAAUCCCUGGGCGCAAGACUCGUGCCAGGAGACCAAGAAGAAGACCGUGGUGCACUUUGAGACCGACAUCCUCUUCCUGAUGCCCACGGAGACCGCCGUGGCCAAGCACAAGGCCAACGCCAAGAGCGCCAAGACCUACAGCUACCUAUUCUCCCACCCGUCUCGGAUGCCCUUCUACCCCCGCUGGAUGGGGGCUGACCACGCAGACGACCUCCAGUACGUCUUCGGGAAGCCCUUUACCACCCGGAUGAUCUACCGGCCCCAAGACAGGAUUGUCUCCAAGGCCAUGAUCGCCUACUGGACCAACUUUGCCAGAACUGGGGACCCUAACAUGGGCCACUCGGCUGUGCCCACACACUGGUAUCCCUACACCCUGGAAAGUGGCAACUACCUGGAAAUCAACAAGAGGAUGGAUGGUAGCUCCAUGAAGCAGCACCUGAGGACCAAUUACCUGCAGUACUGGACCCUGACGUACCAGGCACUGCCCGCGCCCCCCGAGGGCGACUCUGAGGCCACCCCCGCGCCCCCGGAGGGCGACUCUGGGGCCACCCCCGCGCCCCCGGAGGGCGACUCUGGGGCUACCCCCGCGCCCCCGGAGGGCGACUCUGGGGCCACCCCCGCGCCCCCUGCGGGAGACUCUGGGGCCACCCCCGCGCCCCCUGCGGGAGACUCUGGGGCCACCCCCGCGCCCCCCGCCGGCGACUCUGGGGCCACCCCCGCGCCCCCCAAGGGCGACUCUGGGGCCACCCCCGCGCCCCCCGCCGGCGACUCUGGGGCCACCCCGGCGCCCCCCGCCGGCGACUCUGGGGCCACCCCCGCGCCCCCCGCCGGCGACUCUGGGGCCACCCCCGCGCCCCCCGCCGGCGACUCUGGGGCCACCCCCGCGCCCCCCGCGGGCGACUCUGGGGCCACCCCCGCGCCCCCCGCGGGCGACUCUGGGGCCACCCCCGCGCCCCCCGCCGGCGACUCUGGGGCCACCCCCGCGCCCCCCGCCGGCGACUCUGGGGCCACCCCCGCGCCCCCCGCCGGCGACUCUGGGGCCACCCCCGCGCCCCCCGCCGGCGACUCUGGGGCCACCCCCGCGCCCCCCGAGGGCGACUCUGGGGCCCCCCCCGCGCCCCCCGCCGGCGACUCUGGGGCCACCCCCGCGCCCCCCGCCGGCGACUCUGGGGCCACCCCCGCGCCCCCCGAGGGCGACACUGGGGCCACCCCCGCGCCCCCCGCCGGCGACUCUGGGGCCACCCCCGCGCCCCCCGCGGGCGACUCUGGGGCCACCCCCGCGCCCCCCGCGGGCGACUCUGGGGCCACCCCCGCGCCCCCCGCCGGCGACUCUGGGGCCACCCCCGCGCCCCCCGCCGGCGACUCUGGGGCCACCCCCGCGCCCCCCGAGGGCGACUCUGAGGUGGCUCAGAUGCCCAUAGUCAUUGGCUUCUAAUGUCUUUGCCCUCCAGAGGCCACAGGGUGGGACCCCAAGGCCCACCUUCCCUCCCAAGCUCUUCGUUGAAUAAAGCCUCAUCCGUCUCUGUCUGGCAUCUCUUUUUGCUCCCAAGACCCAGCUGGAGGAAGG
This is a messenger RNA of Kogia breviceps (pygmy sperm whale), 2942 nucleotides long. The record is from RefSeq and is a predicted model, not a curated record. Lineage: Eukaryota; Metazoa; Chordata; Mammalia; Artiodactyla; Physeteridae.